Messenger RNA from Aureobasidium uvarum, 1380 nucleotides. NCBI's taxonomy places the organism in Eukaryota, Fungi, Ascomycota, Dothideomycetes, Dothideales, Saccotheciaceae. The record is from the annotation of a GenBank genome assembly.
ACUAUGACACUGGUUGGACUCCAGCCACUUGACCGCGAUGGAAUUGCGACUACUGGUUUCGUUCCUAUCCCUCCUCAGGAACAUCCUACCACAGCGAGUGACGCGUUGCAAUAUGCAGCACAAGAGGACAAUUCGACAGGUGUCCUUACCAAGAACCGAGCUGUCAUAGUCAUAGCCCAAUUGAUUGGCUUACAGCUGUUCACUAGCUUUUGUAACGGCAUUAUAGUCGUCGGUCUUCCAGCUAUCGCUAGCACAGUGCAUCUCGACGACAACCUCCUCCUCUGGCCCACAUCUGCAUUCUAUCUUACCGCUGGUUCUUGCCUCAUGCUGGCUGGAUCAAUCACGGAUGUGAUCGGUACCAGGCCUCUGAUCUUGGCGGCGAAUAUCCUCCUGGUCGCAACGGCUCUCGGCUGCGGUCUUGCACAAACAGGAGGUGAACUUGUCACUUUUCGCGCUUUGCAAGGUGUUUGCAAUGCCAUGGCUAUUCCCGCUUCCAUCUCUGUCAUAUCAACAAGUGUAGCUACAGGCCGCGCUCGUAACCUUGGCUUUGCGUGUCUUGGAUUCUCAGGACCACUUGGAUUCUUACUUGGGCUUGUUCUCGGCGGUCUGGUUCACCCUCAGGGUGUUCUGAGAGCUGACAAAAACAGAAUGUUAUCAUCCAACACGGACAACAUUCGAAAAGUCCCAAACAUUAUACUCUUGGUUCUGGGCAUCGCUUGCAUUCCGGCUUUCAUCUGUUGGAUGAGCUACCAAGUGAAGCAUGAGCGUCCAGCCCUCAUACCCAACGCACUUUGGCGGAACGCUAGCUUUACAAGUGUCUGCUUUAUGAUUACGUUUGCAAGCGCAGUUCAAGGCAUCUCAGCGCUGGGGACUUCACUGCGCAUCCUUCCCGCCCUCGUCAUGGCUGUCUUGGUAAACAUCACAUGUGGUUAUUUUGUCAAUCGCAUGCCGGUCAUGUGGGUGGUGGUUGUCUCCUCGGGAUUGUCUGCCGUCUCACCACUUCUCAUGGCUCUAGUCAGACCUGAAUGGUCAUAUUGGCACAUGUCGUUCAUUGCACAGGUGCUGCAACCAUUCAGUACCGAUGUACUCUUUACGAUUGGCAUCUUGGUCAUCUCUGCCGUCUUUCCUCCUCGUACGCAAGCGCUCGGCGGUGCAGUCUUCAAUACAUGCUCCCAGCUCGGCACUUCGAUCGGAUUGACCAUCACGGCGGUUGUUGCCGACUCUCGUACCGCUGCCACUACCUCAGAUGACUUGUCACACACUCUAAUGGUAGGAUAUCGUCUAGUCUUCUGGGUCUUGUUUGGAUGGAUGGUGUUGGUCUGUCUCACAGGCGCAUUCGGGCUAAGGAAUAUAGGUAAAAUUGGCACUAAACAAGACUAA